Quercus lobata is the source of this 912-nucleotide messenger RNA. RefSeq lists its product as uncharacterized. The transcript has a single exon. Gene Ontology annotation, molecular function: zinc ion binding. Bases 1 to 912 code for a protein of 303 amino acids. The record is from RefSeq and is a predicted model, not a curated record. NCBI's taxonomy places the organism in Eukaryota, Viridiplantae, Streptophyta, Magnoliopsida, Fagales, Fagaceae.
AUGCAACCUAUCAAGGAAGCAGAGAUUGAGGCCUUUAGGAAGAAACGGAGAACCAAGCGGCAGGAGAGUGAACUAGAUUCAUCCAUCAUGCCAUACACAUAUCUAAUGAAAGAGGAUCUAAACAUGCGGACCCAGCUACAUGAUGGUGGAUACCGUUAUGGGGCUAUGACAACCAAUGUCUCAAAGUGCUUCAAUGGAGUACUGAAAGGUGCCCGUGGUCUACCCAUUGCUGCAAUGGUUGAAUUCACUCAUUGCAAACUUGUUGCGUAUUUCCAUGAUCAACACAAAGAAAUUACUCAUGAUCUCUCACAAAGCAAGGUAUGGAGUAAAUAUGCCUUAAAAAUCUAUGGACAAAACCUACAAAAAUCUCUUGGCCACCAUAUAAAUGCGUUUAAUUAUGUAAAUGGUAUAUAUCAAGUAAUUACUGCAUACAACAUCCAUAGCUCUGGAGGGGGACACCAUAGUCAUGAAGUAAACCUAAUGGACAGAACAUGUCAUUGUGGAAAGUGGCAAAAUCGAAAGAUCCCUUGUUCACAUGCAAUUAAAGCUCUUCAGCACUUAGGGCAAGAUGCGACUACAUAUAUUGACCCAUGUUAUAGUUUGAACAACGCCAUUCUCACCUACUCACAUGCAUUUGUGGUGCCAAAGUCAGAGUUAUUGUGGAGGGAUGUGGACGGUCCAAAGUGGGUGCCUGACCCAAACUUGUUGCGGGGCAAAGGUCAACUUGUGGCGUCUAGGAUACGAAAUGAGAUGGAUGGGGUUCGGCGAGAACCAGGAAGCCGGAGGCCAGAUUCUGACUUAAGGGAGAUUCAACAAAAGCAAAGCUGUGAACUGUGUCAUCAACAUGGGCAUAACCGUAGAAGAUGUCCACUUUCCCGUGGGGUUUCAACAAGUAGUAAUGAUCCGAACUAG